This is a messenger RNA of Fusarium pseudograminearum CS3096, 1512 nucleotides long. RefSeq lists its product as uncharacterized. Gene Ontology annotation, molecular function: monooxygenase activity; heme binding; oxidoreductase activity, acting on paired donors, with incorporation or reduction of molecular oxygen. The coding region runs from base 1 to 1512 and encodes 503 amino acids. NCBI's taxonomy places the organism in Eukaryota, Fungi, Ascomycota, Sordariomycetes, Hypocreales, Nectriaceae. The transcript has 2 exons. The record is from RefSeq and is a predicted model, not a curated record.
AUGAAUUUCUUGGGCGAUAUCUUAGCGCAGAUCACCUUUGCAAGGGUCGUCCUCUACAGCAUUUUGUUUUUACUUAUUUCUUUCAUUGUCGACUUGCUUACUCAACCUCAGUAUCCUUCUGACAUUCCUGUUCUUGGUCACGACUCCAAGAAAUGGUUCUCUAGAAUUCGAAAUAGUUUUGCCUACUUUACUCAGCAUCAGGCAUGGAUUGGUGAAGGUUAUGAAAAGUAUGGCAAAAAUGGCCUACCCUUUAUUGCUCCAUCGCCAAUCUCUCGUCCUCCUGAUGUUAUCCUCCCCAGGUCGCAAAUACCAUGGAUGAUGAACCAGCCCGACCACAUCCUCUCCGCAGCUCACGCCCAUGAUAAGAUCCUACACACAGAGUACAACUUUCUCGGCAAGGAACUUCUCAAGGAUACCUUUGCGCAACGCGUUAUGCACAAGUAUCUAGCUCGCCAUCUCUCAUCGCUAGUCCCAGCUGUCCAGGACGAGGUCAAGAGCUCCGUCAAGGAUGCUGUCGAGGCAAAGAUCAAAGCAGCUGCCGAGAAGGACCACAGUAACGUCGACAACCAAGGCUACACCAAAGUCAACAUAUGGGAUUUGUGGCUUGCCAUCGUUCCUCGAGUUACGAACCGUCUUCUUGUGGGCGACACGAUAUGCCGUGAUCCUAUUUUCAUAGAUUCUAUGGUGCGCUUCACAGAUGACGUUGUCCGGAACAGUUUCUUGCUACACGCUUUCCCCCAAGUUCUCCAUCCUAUUGUCGGCCGUCUCAUCACCAUCCCAAAUUACCUUCAUUGGCGUGCAGCUACGCGUCGUGUGCUGCCGACCAUCGAAAAGCGCAUAGAAGACAUGCGACGCAAAGAAGUUGGCGAUCCCGAAAUGAAGAGCUGGACACCUCCAGAAGAUUAUAUAACUUGGCAUGUUCGUCUUGCCAUGGCGGAGGGGAACACAUUUGAGCUCAAUCCAUAUGUCAUCUCUAAGCGUCUUCUGCCUAUAAACUUUGCAGCUAUUCACACAACUGUACUAACUGGCCAGUCCUGGAUGUUGGAUCUCUGGUCCCUCCCGGCCUCUGAACGCGCUCUUGAUACCAUUAGAGAUGAACUCGAGACGAACAAACCGGUAGAGGGUCCCUGGACGAAGCAAAACCUCGCUUCCCUCAUGAGACUCGACUCAUCAUUUCGCGAAUCCCAGCGCCUGAGUAACUUUGCAGCAAAUCUUGUCGAACGGCAGGUAAUUGCGCCUGAGGGUCUUCAUAACCCCGAUUAUGGGUGGACGUUACCUCGUGGUGCUUUCGUUACUGUGAAUCUUCAAGGGACACAUCAUGAUGAGGGUAUUUACAAAGACGCUAUGAAAUACUUUCCGUGGAGGUACUCGAAUCCUAGAGAAACCUGGGAAGCGAAGUCGGCCGACGAGAAGAAAGAGAAUGAGGAGGAAGGGAAGAGAAUAAGAGGUCUGGGAAUGGUGACUACUAGUGAUAUUCACUUGGCGUUUGGCCAUGGUCGACACGCAUGGUAA